AUGAUAUGCGAUAUAUUAUUUAAACCACAAAUUAUAUAUAAUAAGAAAGAUAUAUUUUAUAUAAAAUACAUUUCAUUUUAUCAACACAUAUGUAAGAGAGGUUAUAAAGAAGCUGCCGCUAAAGUUUUUAAUAAAAAAAGCAGUCACACAAGUACGUGGAUUCAAAGACAAAUAAGUGACCGUUAUGUAUUACGAGCUAAGAAUGAUAAUUAUAGGAGUCGAGCAGCAUAUAAGUUAAUUGAAUUAGAUAAUAAAUAUUUAUUUUUGAAAAAAAAUAAAAUAAUUUUAGAUAUUGGAUGUUAUCCAGGUAGUUGGUGUCAAGUUAUAUUAGAGCGUACUAAAAAUUAUAGAAAUAAAAUAAUUGGAAUUGAUAAAAAUAUAAUGGACCCUUUACCUAAUGUUUAUUUUAUUCAAGGUGAAAUAGGUGUAGAUAAUAUAGAUAAUAAGAAUAAUAUAAACAAUAAGAAGAAUAUAAAUUAUAUUGACAAUAUUAAUAAAAAUUCUGUUGAUUAUAAAUUAAGAGAAAUAUUACAGGAUAAAAAAAUAGAUGUAAUAUUAAGUGAUGCAGCUGUUCCAUGUAUUGGAAAUAAAAUUGAUGAUCAUUUAAAUUCAUGUGAACUUACAUUAUCAAUCACACAUUUUAUGGAACAGUAUAUAAAUAUAGGUGGUAUUUAUAUUCUUAAAAUGUAUUUAGGUAGUCAAACUAAUAAUUUAAAAACAUAUUUAAAAGGUAUUUUUCAAUACGUCCAUACAAAUAAACCAAAAGCAUCUAGAAAAGAAUCAAGAGAAAUAUAUCUCGUAUGUAGAAAUUUUAUUGGAAGAAAAAAAAUUACAGAAGAUAUACAAAUCAAGGGAUCAUUCUCUUCAAAAGAAGGCUACUACUGA
Molecule: messenger RNA, 885 nt
Organism: Plasmodium adleri (nom. inval.)
Lineage: Eukaryota; Apicomplexa; Aconoidasida; Haemosporida; Plasmodiidae
Product: ribosomal RNA methyltransferase, putative
Exons: 1
Coding region: 1-885 (294 amino acids)
Biological process (GO): RNA methylation
Molecular function (GO): rRNA (uridine-2'-O-ribose)-methyltransferase activity
Source: RefSeq, a predicted model, not a curated record